Molecule: messenger RNA, 903 nt
Organism: Penicillium cataractarum
Lineage: Eukaryota; Fungi; Ascomycota; Eurotiomycetes; Eurotiales; Aspergillaceae
Exons: 1
Coding region: 1-903 (300 amino acids)
Molecular function (GO): oxidoreductase activity
Source: RefSeq, a predicted model, not a curated record
AUGACAACCAUCCCCAGACCUGACGGCGAAACCGUCCACAACCUCCUCAAGAACCGCGUAGCCAUCGUGACCGGUGCAGCUCGUGGCAUUGGCUUUGCAACUGCAUCUCUUCUCGCACAACAUGGCGCUCGCGUGGUCCUGGUAGACUUGCACGAGGAUGCCCUGAAGACGGCGUGUGCAACUAUCGGCAAUGGAGCGACGUAUAAAGCCUGUGAUGUGAGCGAUUGGAAUCAGCAGGUAGCGCUUUUCGAUCAUGUCGGGAAGACUCUUGGUGAUGUCUAUUUGCUGGUCUGUAAUGCGGCUAUCAACCCCGAGAUUACACUGUUGCAGACUUCCGAUACAGAGAAGCAGGCGCAAAUGGCUUCGCAGGUUCGCUAUUAUUAUCUCUCCGACGAGGUUGAUGGUCAAGAAGAGAGCAAAGGUCAACUCCAACGACCCUCGACUCAAGCUUUCGAUGUGAAUGUCAAUUCCGUGGUCUUUGGCCUGAAACUGGGUAUUCAUCAUAUGAAAAAGACCGGCCGAGGGCGAAUCGUCAUCGUUGGGUCUGCAGGCUCUUACGUCCCCGUUUCAUCGCAGCCACUUUACACCGCUAGCAAACACGCGGUUCUCGGCCUUGCCCGUAGUACUGCGCAGAUCAGCGAAGUCAUUGAGGCGGGGGUGUCUAUUUCGUGGAUUGCCCCGUGGUUGACGUUGACUCCCAUGGUGGAGGGUCUCCAGGCGACUACUCACCCCGACACAUUGAAAAGUACGCCGGACGAUGCAGCGUGGGCGAUUAUUGUGGCUGCCACUGCGGAGGAUGGUAAUGGAAAAGGAUACUGGAUUCAGGGACGGAUGAUUAGUGAGGUUGAGGGUGCAUAUGGAGAGUUGGCGGGGCAGUUGAUUGUUCCGGAGAAUCGGUUUUAG